Alternaria atra is the source of this 1443-nucleotide messenger RNA. RefSeq lists its product as uncharacterized. Gene Ontology annotation, biological process: DNA-templated transcription; positive regulation of transcription by RNA polymerase II. The record is from RefSeq and is a predicted model, not a curated record. The transcript is spliced from 3 exons. Bases 1 to 1443 code for a protein of 480 amino acids. Lineage: Eukaryota; Fungi; Ascomycota; Dothideomycetes; Pleosporales; Pleosporaceae. Gene Ontology annotation, molecular function: sequence-specific DNA binding; zinc ion binding; DNA-binding transcription factor activity, RNA polymerase II-specific.
AUGAAGCAGGGCUCGACAGUCUUAGAAAAGGGAGGGCGUGGUGCCCUCCAGGCAGUUAUCCUCUUGAUUCAGUAUCGCAUGAGCAGUUCCAUGCAAGACACCUCAGCUAGCAUGUGGCAUUUAGUGGGAGUGGGAAGCAGAAUCGCCCUCGAGCUUGGCCUUCACUGUGAAACUGCCUAUCCUUACAAACGCUCAGAUGUGUCCACAAGGAAUACAGAACUGAGUGCCAGUCUUGUCCAGCAAGAGGUCUCCCGGCUUUGUUUUUGGAGCAUCGUGGCCAUGGACAGAAUAGUCAGCAACAUACUAGGUAGACCCCUCGCAAUCCGCAAUGACGACAUGGAUACGGCUCUGCCAUCUGAUCUAUGCGACGAGAUCCUGCUUUCUGGUGUCGACAUGCCCAUGGCCGAGCAUCUGGUCACAUGCCGCCGCAUUUCGAUCUUCGUUCAGAUCAUCAAGUAUCGCCUACUUUGUGGUGACAUUAUCGAAACACUGCACAACCGAGGUCGAAAAAAUCAGUCGGAUGAUGAGCUCCGCCACCGCAGAGAUCAAUUCGCAGCCGAACUUAAGGCCUGGCGGCUGGAUGCCGAAAGGGUCGCUCUUUCAGGUUCUGUGGAUGACGCCGGACCUUCAUCUUGCUUCACAUCACCUACUUGGUUCGAGAUGAUAUAUCAUAAUGCCGUGCUAAUGCUUCAUCGGCCAUCCCCUACACUGGACACGUCUAGGGACUCAGUUGCGGUGCAAGCGAUUUUUACCUCCUCUCAGGCUUCCAUAUCUUCAUAUGCCAGUCUCCAUCGUAUGGGGCUCCUGAAUCACAGUUGGCUUACACUACAAGCUUUGUUCAUAGCAGGGUUGUCAUAUGUGUACGCUGUGACGAUGCAUUGCCAGGCCAGUCGCAGACAGCAGGGUCACCAAUCAAGCGGGCUGCUGAACAAGAAUCCAAGCACCAUGGAAGUGGUCAGCGAUACACGCACGUGCUCGAACGUCCUUGUAGCGGUUUCAGAAAGAUGGAAGCCGUUGCAACGCUGCGUCGAUGUCUUCAACAGGUUAAGUGAUGCUAUUCUGAUCGACGUUAUCAAAUUUAGUACAAACCCCAUUGCCGCCACCCACUUGCCGAACAACUACUCGAGAGACGGUGACCAGCAGUACUGUGACCGGUCUGAGCUGACGGCAGAAACACAUCCAGAUGAGUUGAUCCAGCCUUCUCAAUGGAACCACGCGUCAUAUCUUCAGCCUAUUGGAACCGAUCGAAUGGUGUCUAACUCAUCGCCACUGGCUAUCGAGAACGAAUUCAGAGGAUCGGUAUUUGAUUUACAACAAAUGUACGAUCAGCAGCAAGUCGAUAUGUCUGUUUAUCGAUUUUCUCAGGCUUGGUUCGACAGCUUCGACCUGUAUGGUAAUAUGGGACCGCAGAUUAACGACAUGACGAUGGAUACACACCUCUGA